This is a messenger RNA of Prorocentrum cordatum, 1727 nucleotides long. NCBI's taxonomy places the organism in Eukaryota, Dinophyceae, Prorocentrales, Prorocentraceae. The record is from the annotation of a GenBank genome assembly.
UGCCAUCUAGGCUCUAGCGCAUUGCCGAGCAGAUUGCAAUCAGGGACUGCUGCACUGGCACCAAGACCGCGUGCACACUCCCAACAUGGCGCGCGCGGGUUCCCGCAGAGGCAAUCUUCUCAUGACGGCUCGUUUCUUGCACAAGACGCGCUUGUGCAUGUACUAUGCGAACGGGUACUGCGCCCGAGGGGAAGAUUGCAGCUUUGCGCACGGGAGCGACGACGUGCGCACAGCUCCGGACUUCUCCUACACUCAGCCGUGCAAGAGUUUCAUGAAGACCGGGAAGUGCAGGCAGGGCGACGCCUGCAAGUUCGCCCACGCCCCGGGCAAGCUGCUGCCUUGGAAAUGCAGCGAGGCGGAGCACGACGAGCACGGUUCGCGGUGCGACCUCGAGGAGCGCGCGCGGGAGCGCGACCCGCCGAGGGCCGUGCCGCGCGAGCGGCAGCCACGCGCACCGUGCUUGGCCCCGUGGGCCCUCGACGGCCGCUCCGUGACCGCCGUCCCGGCCCCACGCCUGCGGGAGGUGACCGCGCUCCGUGGGCGGGAGCUGCCGUCGCAGUUAAAGGCCACUGUCAAGCGCACGUUCCUCCACUUCUUCGUGGCGGAGGAGGAGGAGGAUGACCGGAUCGGCUGCUGCCGCCGCUGUUCUUCGGCGCCGCCGGUGGCCCGGCUGGACUAGGUUCCAGGAUCUACAAGGCGCUUCUCUUGCCGCGGCCCAGGCACAGCGCUUGGUACUACACUCAGGCCAGGCCCCAAUGCUCAGCUGCGAGUGCUGGUUCCCUCACGGGUGCUAGCUCGCAGCGACAGGCAUCGUUGUGCGUUUUUCAGCAAGGGUGCCCGAUGGUGUCCAGAUAAUUACAAAGGCGCGUGCUCAUCAUGAUUGCCUAGGCACGAAGCCUCAUGGAUCCAUGGCCGACCCGACCCUCCUCCUCCUCCUCCGCCUCCUCCUCCUCCUCCUCCUCCUCCUCCUCCUCCUCCUCCUCCUCCUCCUCCUCCUCCUCCUCCUCCUCCCCCCUCUCUCUCUCUCCCCGCUGUUCUGAUUUGCAAGCGCCAGAGCCAUCCUUCCUCCUGUCGGACUAUUCGAAGUGCUGGACGACGAGAGGCGCUGGCCCAAAACAAGCGCUGGCCUUUCGAAGUCCACAGCUUGCGCUGGCCAGUCUGCUUUCCGAGCUCUCAGUUUAAGUUUCUUGGAAGACCACAAGGCGACAAUUGUGCACCGAAUUUUUGGGCUUGGAGAGUCCAUUUUUCUCGUCAACAGUACCCUCCCCAUCCCCGCCCGUUAUCAGCCCUCGCCGCUCUAGUUCUCGCUCCCCACUCUUUCAUCCUCAUCCCUACCGUCACCAGCCUUCUCCGCUGCCCCUCCUUCCGUGGUAAGUCACCCCCGUUGGGUACCCACCGGAAUUUGUUGGUGCCAUGCUGGCCGAAGGCAGUCGCCGCGCAGUUACUGCAAGGCGCCACCGCGGUUCACAAAUCUUGUGUAUUGGUGGAGCCUGGUUUCUUCGUCCCUUUUGUUAUCAUCGCCCUUGCCGUCCCAUCCGUAGAAUUGCAGUGCUUACACAACGCCGAAGGUAACUCUGAAGAGGUGGCGCGGGCCGAGACAUGGCGGAAAUCUCUGCCCCUUUCGCAGGUCGUUCUUAUUUAAUCGCUUCGCUCAUUCCGCCGGCCCAUAAUGUCGCACCGUGGUCGCCUGUUCGAGUGGUCGUUUGCAGUGUGGAGCUGCGGCGUCG